CCUAGCAGUUGUAGCUCCACCUGCGUGUUGGGCCCCCCGGCUCUGUGUGUGCGUUGCACCUUCGCAACAAUCAUGGCCCGUGUGUGGUGGCUGAGCUGGAUCUUCGUCCGUGUGCAAGGUGAUGGGGAGUUCUUGGUGACGAGUCCAAGUCCAGACGUGAGCAGCGUGAGCAGCGUGGAGCCCACAUCCGGCUACAUCGGGGGCUGCAACCCCUUCCAGGGAGUCCGCUACUUGCGGAUCUCGAACGGCCGGGAAAUUCCACGCUGGCUUUGUUCUGCCAGCUGGGACAUUUACGAGGUGGAGCUCACCGAUAGCACCGGUGCGCGGCUGGCGCCCUCUGCAUCGACCAUGACCGGGGUGAGCGACGACCACCCCGUCAGCAACGUGGUCGAUGGGGACCGGAGCAGCUUUCAUGCGGGCGAUUGGGAUAUUGGGCUGGGCUGUUCCUGCUGGGAUGACUCGAAGAUCGGAAGCCAACAAGUCGAUCUGGACUUGGGGACCCUCACGCAAGUGGCGCGGAUCGUCAUCGUGCAGGGUGGCGACACUGACCCCUGGAGUGUGGGCAACCUGCGCAUCGAAUGCGGAGACAUGUCGAUGGCCUUCGACCCUGCAGUGAUGCAGUUUGAGAUUUCCCGGGCGGUCACCACCAUCGAGUGCACGGCUCAGGGCUGCAGGGCGGAACUCUCAACGCCUUACCUCGACAUUUGCGGUGCUUGCCGCUGCGGAACGCUGACUGCUGUGGGCUUAGCGCUGCUGGCACUACUCUUUGGGUGAAUCGCAUCACAAAAGUGAUGUGUCUCCAGGUUUCGUGAACAUUUUGUUUCUUUUUGUGGUCUGGGAGUUCUGGCUUCAAAAGAAGCAGGGACAUUUCAAUUGAAGGCCCCACGCUUGUGAAUCGAUCUUUCAGUCUCGUCAUCGCGCUCUGCGGAGCAAUUCCUUCCCGAUCUACAGAAACCCCACCUACGCGUGCUGAAUCGAUUC
This is a messenger RNA of Durusdinium trenchii, 981 nucleotides long. The record is from the annotation of a GenBank genome assembly. Lineage: Eukaryota; Dinophyceae; Suessiales; Symbiodiniaceae.